Molecule: messenger RNA, 2196 nt
Organism: Sclerotinia borealis F-4128
Lineage: Eukaryota; Fungi; Ascomycota; Leotiomycetes; Helotiales; Sclerotiniaceae
Source: the annotation of a GenBank genome assembly
AUGUUUCUUCCUAUACUUUUGACUACAGCAUCACUGCUGUCAGUCACAGCAGCCCAUAAAGGAGGUCAUAAGCGGCGAUCAAUCCUGUCAAGCCCUCAAGCAUUGAACAAAACACUCACAAAUACAAUCCCCAAUGCUCCUGGAGGCCCAACUCUUUAUUAUAACGGCACAGGGCCUGUACCUUCCUAUAAUGAGACUUCCCCUAUUCCAGCUCCUUUACCUAUGCUAAGCAAGCAGGAAAUUGAAGACAAUAUAUUCAAUGAAAUCCAAGGCAUUGCAACCGCAAAUGGACUCACAACGAAUUGCGCAAAAUGUAUUGCAGGUACCGAAGUGAUGCACCUUGCAGCUAUUAUGCAACCCGUGGAUACGAUUGUGAAUCUUCUUAUUCGUGCCUGUGAAACCUUUCCAGAGGUCUUCGAUAGCAUCUAUGCCGAGACCUGUUACGAGGAAUACUCUGGAAUUGGUGGAACAGGUCCAUAUCUUGCUCAACUGUUUGCAAAAAUGAGCAUAGCCACUGAUGAUAUGCAGGGCUACUGUUUCUAUGUAUGGGAUACUUGUAGUCUACCUGCGACUAUUCCUAUUGAUGAAUCGGCAUACUUCAAACCAAAGCCAGCAAACAAAACAACGGCUCCUCCACCGUCUGACAAGACUAUUGAUGUCCUACAUCUCUCAGAUUGGCAUUUGGAUUCACGAUAUGAUAUUGGCAGCGAAGCCAACUGCUCACAAUACCUUUGUUGCAGACCAUACUCAGCAAAUACUGUACUUGACACGACGAGCGAUAAUCCAUCCAUACCCGCAUCUCGUUUUGGAUACUUCUACUGCGAUUCUCCUCCUGAUUUGGCUCUCUCUGCAUUCUCAACCAUGGACCAAUUCAUCAACAGAUCUAGUGUGGCAUUCACAAUCUUUACUGGUGAUAUUGUGAGCCAUGACAAUGACGACCAAAUAAGUAGAGAUUACGUAGAGUAUGAAGAGACGGUCACCUACCAGACUUUCAAAGCUCAAAUGAAAGACAGUCCUAUCUACGCUACUCUAGGAAAUCAUGAUUCUCUUCCAGAAGCUUUGAGCUCCCCAAAUUCCAUCAACAACUCUACAGGACAAUCAAAUAUGUUCUCUUGGAACUACAAUCUCUUGUCCAGCUUAUGGCUGAACAAUGGAUGGAUCGAUACUAAAGCAGCACAGUACGCUUCUAAUCAUUAUGGCGCAUAUGCUACUGUCACGCCUCAAGGUUUAAAGAUCAUAUCUAUCAAUACGGACUUUUGGUACACGGAUAACAUCUUCAACUUCUUCAAUAUGACCAAUCCAGACACUUCUGGUGUUCUUACUUUCCUUGCAAACGAACUUCAAAAAUCAGAAGAUAUCGAUCAACGAGUUUGGAUCAUUGGACAUGUACUGCCCGGAUAUGACGGCUCAAAUGCGCUUCCUAACCCCACAGCUUUGUUCUAUAGUAUUGUUGCUCGGUUCUCCCCAGCUACAAUAGCAGGAAUAUUCUUUGGACAUACACACGAAGAUCAGCUUAUGAUCUAUUAUGAUUAUCUACCAAACUCAACAAUCUCAAGCAAAACAUCUUCGAUCCUUCGUAACACCACUUUAGUCGAUUACAACAAUCCUCUCCAAGUUGCAUACAUCGGACCUUCUAUCACCCCUCUCACAGGCAACAAUGCUGGCUGGGUUCACCUUGAGGUCGAUGCUUCUACUUUCUCCGUCGUUAAUUCUCAGACUUACUUCGCCAACAUGUCCAAUGCCAAUUCCUGGACAACACCGAUAUGGGAAUUGGAGUACGACACACGCCAAAUAUACGACACCAAUACUACAUGGCCUACCAAUGCUCCGCUAGAUGGCGCCUUUUGGCAUGGCGUGACGGAGAACAUGUUGGCAAACAAUACUCUAGUAGAAGUUUACAAUUUCCUCGAAACGAAAAGUUCGGCAAAGACGAAAAGCUGUACGUCGUUUCUGGUGGUGGUAGUGAGCGCUGGCGCUUCCAUUUGGGAACCAAUUGUACAGCCGCCGUUUAUGCAGGAUCAUGUACUUACUUGGGUUCACGCCGAAGCUGAGACAAGUCUCAUGUCGCUUAUUGGGCUUGCUAGGCAGACUUAUUGGGCAAAAGGGCUGGACAAAAAUAAGAAGGGAUAUGCGCUGAGACUUAUAGAUGCUAUCUAUGGCGUCUAUGGCGUCUAUGGCGUCGUUAUGCGCUUGUAG